This is a messenger RNA of Apus apus (common swift), 7973 nucleotides long. It is a transcript of the gene CEMIP, whose product is annotated as cell migration inducing hyaluronidase 1. The coding region runs from base 315 to 4397 and encodes 1360 amino acids. The transcript is spliced from 28 exons. NCBI's taxonomy places the organism in Eukaryota, Metazoa, Chordata, Aves, Apodiformes, Apodidae. The record is from RefSeq and is a predicted model, not a curated record.
UAAGGCAGUUUUGGUUACAACUGGUGGUUGCUUUCCGAGAGUCUAUUUGGAUUCCCAAGUGGGUUUAUCCUAAACCAAACAAAGGGUGAGGAGCUGCCCGUGGUUUCUUCCUCUGUUCAGGCAGGUCUCAAAGUGGUGUGAGAGUGUUUGCAGACAUAGAACUGAAAGGGAGUGGAAGUGGGCUGGCAUAAAGCUGGAUGUGACCUUUUUUUGUGUGCAGUGAGCAGUUUCUGCAUGAGCUGGGGGAAAAAAAAAGUGACACUUGAUAUUCUUUUUUCACAGGUAUCCAUCCGGAGAAUUAAAAAUCCUGAAGAAUGGCUCUACCUACCUCCAAGAAUCUGGUUGAAAAUUUCAUUUUUCUUCUGUUUGUAAUUUCUUCUGUAAGCACAGGAGAAGCAGCUGCCACGUGUCCCGAUAAGGAUCCUGAGUUAGAAAACUGGAACCCAGGUCAUGACAAAGAAAACCGCAUUGAAAUCCGUAAUGGCAGGAAGCUCCUUCUCUCUUCUUCUGCCACUGUCCACUCUAUCCACAUCACUGAUGGAGGAAAACUGGUCAUUAAAGAUGAUGUGCAGCCCAUCAUUUUGCGUACUAGACAUAUACUAAUUGAAAAUGAUGGAGAGUUACAUAUUGGCAGUGAGAUGUGCCCUUACCAAAGCAACGUGAUUAUCAUCUUGUAUGGGCGAGCGGAUGACGGCAGCCAACCCAAUCCCUACUUCGGACAGAAGUAUCUUGGAGUAAGCAAGGGUGGCACUCUUGAGAUCCACGGAAAGAAGAAGCUGUCCUGGACUUUCCUAAACAAAACUCUUCACCCUGGUGGCAUGGAAGAAGGCGGAUAUUACUUUGAAAGGAGCUGGGGCCAUCGGGGUGUCAUUGUCCAUGUUAUCAACCCAAAGACAGGAGCCGUUGUCCAUUCGGAUCGGUUUGAUACCUACCGAGCAAAAGAGGAAAGCAUGCGGCUUGCCCAGUAUUUGGGCAAAGUUGCUAAUGGCAUGAUCCUGUCGGUGGCAGUGAACGAUGAAGGAUCCAGAAACUUGGACGACUCGGCCAGGAAAGCAAUGACCAAACUGGGCAGCAAGCAUUUCCUCCACCUUGGGUUUAGGCACCCAUGGAGUUUUAUUACCAUUAAAGGAAAUCCCUCCUCUUCUGUUGAAGACCACAUUGAAUAUCAAGGUCACAAAGGGUCAGCUGUGGCCAAAGUAUUCAAACUAUUCAAAGCUGAGAACGGGGAACAUUUUAAUGUCUCUUCAACUAGUGAGUGGGUUCAAGAUGUAGAAUGGACAGAGUGGUUUCAGAAGCCUGGCAAAGCAAGGUCUAAGGACAUGGAGAAGCUUUCUGACUUCAAAGCUGCUCAUCCUGAUAAAAUCUGUAGGCAACCCAUUGACAUCCAGGCAAUGACGCUGGAUGGAGCUAGUUUAACAACGGAGGUUUUCUACAAGGGUGGCCACGAUUACAGGUUCCUGUGCCAUGGGAAGGACCAGACAGGCGAGGGCUGCCAGAACUACAGAGUACGGUUCCUGUGUGGCAGAUCUGUGAAACCAAAGCUUACAGUAACCAUUGACACCAAUGUGAACAGCACGAUCCUGAACCUGGUGGAUGACGUGAGCUCAUGGAAACCCGGAGACAGGCUUGUGGUUGCAAGCACUGACUACUCCAUGUACCAGGCAGAGGAGUUCCAAGUACUGCCAUGCAGAACCUGCAGACCCACCCAGGUCAAGGUAGCAGGGAAAGCAACAUACCUCCACAUUGGUGAGGUCGUUGAUGGUGUUGAUAUGCGAGCAGAAGUGGGGCUGCUGAGCCGCAACGUCGUGGUGAUGGGCGAGAUGGAGGAGCAGUGCUAUGAGUACGGCAGCAAGUUGUGCUCCUUCUUUGAUUUCGACACCUUUGGGGGACACAUCAAAAUUGGUCUUCAUUUUAAGGCUACCCAUAUUGAAGGUCUAGAACUGAAAUACAUGGGCCAGCAGACGAUGGGACAUUACCCAAUUCACUUCCAUAUGGCUGGAGAUGUGGAUGAGAAAGGAGGCUACAACCCCCCAACAUAUGUGAAGGAUGUCUCCAUCCACCAUACUUUCUCUCGAUGUGUCACAGUCCAUGGAUCCAAUGGUCUACUGGUGAAGGAUGUGGUGGGUUAUGAUGCACUGGGCCAUUGCUUCUUCACAGAGGAUGGCCCAGAAGAGCGCAACACGUUUGAUCACUGCCUUGGACUGCUUGUUAAACCCAGCACGCUGCUCCCCUCCGACCGGGACAGCAGGAUGUGCAAGUUGAUCACAGAGGGGGCUUACCCAGGGUACAUCCCUAAACCCAGGCAGGACUGUAGCGCCGUAUCCACCUUUUGGAUAGCCAACCCACACAACAACCUUAUAAACUGUGCAGCUGCGGGAUCCGAAGAAACAGGCUUUUGGUUUGUUCUGCACCAUGUGCCAACAGGGCCCUCGGCAGGCAUGUACUCUCCUGGCUACUCGGAGCACGUGCCCAUGGGGAAAUUCUCCAACAACCGCGCGCAUUCCAACUACCGGGCUGGAAUGAUCAUUGAUAAUGGUGUUAAAACCACCCCAGCCUCAGCCAAGGACAAAAGACCGAUCCUGACUCUGAUUUCUGGCAGAUACAGCCCACACAAAGAUGCUGAUCCUUUGAAGCCGAGGGAACCUGCAAUAAUUGACCACUUUAUUGCCUACAAGAAUCAGGAUCACGGUGCCUGGCUACGGGGUGGAGAUGUGUGGCUGGACAACUGCCAGUUUGCUGACAACGGCAUUGGUCUGACCUUGGCAAGUGGUGGGACUUUCCCUCAUGAUGAUGGCUCAAAGCAAGAAAUCAAGAACAGCCUGUUCGUUGGCGAGAGUGGGAACCUGGGCACAGAGAUGAUGGACAAUGAGAUCUGGGGACCUGGAGGUCUGGAUCACAGAGGAAGGACCCUGCCCAUCAGCCCGGAUUUUCCCAUCCGAGGGAUUCAGUUCUACGACGGGCCCAUCAACGUGCAGAACUGCACCUUCCGCAAGUUCGCGGCCCUGGACGGCCGGCACACCAGCGCCCUGGCCUUCCGGCUCAACAACGCCUGGCAGAGCUGCCCCAACAACAACGUCACCCACAUCCAUUUCGAAGACGUCCCUAUUACCUCAAGGGUCUUCUUUGGAGAACCUGGACCCUGGUUCAAUGAUCUGGAUAUGGAUGGUGAUAAAACAUCAGUUUUUCAUGAUGUAGAUGGUUCUGUGUCAGAAUAUCCAGGUUCAUACCUGAUAAAAGAAGAUAACUGGUUAAUCAAGCACCCGGACUGCAUUGACGUGCCCGACUGGAGAGGGUCCAUCUGCAGUGGACACUUUGCACAGAUAUACAUCCAAGCCUACAAGCCAGCCAACCUAAAAAUGAAAAUAAUAAAAAAUGACUACCACAAUCACCCACUCUACUUGGAAGGGGCUUUGAGCAAAAGCACUCAUUACCAGCAGUAUCAGCCAGUUAUAACUCUGAGGAAAGGCUACACCAUCCACUGGGACAAGACAGCCCCUGAAGAGCUGGCCAUAUGGCUCAUCAAUUUCAACAAGAACGACUGGAUCCAAGUAGGAUUUUGCUAUCCUAAAGGGACGACAUUUUCCAUUCUCUCAGACAUCCACAAUCGUCUGUUGAAGAAAACGAACAAAACUGGAACCUUCUAUAGAACCUUUCAAAUGGAGAAACUGGAGCACAGAUAUCCUAGCAAAGGAUACUACUACUGGGAUGAGGACACUGGGCUGCUCUUUCUGAAACUCAAAGCUCAAAAUGAGAAGGAUAAAUUUGCUUUCUGCUCUGUCAAGGGCUGUGAACGAAUAAGGAUCAAAGCUGUGAUCCCACAGGCAGCUGGCAUCAGUGACUGUGAAGCCAUGGCUUAUCCCAAGUACAUGGAGACACCAAUAGUAGAGGUGCCAAUGCCCAAGAAGCUCUCUAGUGCACAACUGAAGACUAAGGACCACCUGCUAGAAGUGAAAAUAGAGACUUACAAGAAACAGUACUUCCACCUAAAGGAUGACUUUGCAUACAUUGAGGUUGAUGGUGUAAGGUUUUUCCUCACUGAUGAGGGCAUCCAACUGGUUGUGAUCGAUGGACAUCAUGGAAAAGUUGUCGAUCGAGUAACAUUCAAAAACUCAAUUCUACAAGGAAUCCCAGCACAGAUAGAAAAUUACAUCAACAACAUCAAAGAUCACUCCAUAGUGCUGGUGACAUCUAAAGGAAGAUUCAUUUCAAGAGGACCGUGGACUAAAGCUCUGGAGAAACUUGGAGCAGAAGAGGGUUUUAGGUUAAAAGAAAAAAUGGCUUUUGUUGGCUUCAAAGGCAGCUUCCACCCUGUCUGGGUGAAGCUGGUCACUAAUGAGGACUCAGCUAAAAUCUAUCAAGCACUGCCAAUUCCUGUGGUGAAGAAAAUGAAAUUAUGAGGACGCACUGCUCUGCCUUCUGGCUGCCAGCACUGCCCUGUGGGACAGACUACUGACUGCUCAGCCAGGCACCCUGCCAGCUCCAGAGGUGUUGUGUUGCUGUUGUUGUUGUUCAAAAAGAAAUCUUACUGUAAGUAGCUAGAGUGGCCACAUGUGACAGAAAAGCCUUCCUCUGUGACCAGCUUAUGUUCUGUGAUCACCAGCUCCUCGCUGGCUGACUUGCUCACUGAUGCCACGUUGACUCUCGUGUUACUACACAAGGUUUGACCUGUUUUGCAAAGUGCUGGUUUUAUCAGCACCCCUGUGACAGACUAACUUAUGUGCUGCCUCUCAAAGGGGGAGUUCUAGAUCUGAAGGCCAUUGAGGUUUACUGUUUUUACCAGCCUCUAAAUUGUCUGAACACUUCUUUCUUUUUUUUCUGUUGUGUAGGUAGCCAUUCACAUAAACAUGGCAUUGCAAUUCAAAGGCUGGUUAAAAACCUAAGAUAGAGUAUAUGUGAAUGAUUGCCUAGAUGCUGGGACUCAUAACUGGACAGUAAAAAAUGAUCCUGAAGCUUCUAUGAUGCUUGAUCAAGCUGUUCAGGAUCUGUGUUGCACGUGCUAACGCAUGGCACAUAUUUGGGGAAGAGGGGAUAGAAGAGAAAACAUACCAGCAGAGACUGAUGAAACCACAUCUUUCUACUUGCUUAGAACAUGAUGUUUCUCCCAUGGAUCAAGGUGGGUUUUUUUAAUAGUGGUUGUUCAAAAGGAAGUUUUCCUUCAAAAGCAGCUGUAGGCUAGAAGGAAAGUCAAUCAGCACGUGUUUUCUCAGCCUUUCCCAGGCAGUCCCUUCAAAUAAUAGUGUUCAGGAUCAAUCUGGAGGGUUUAGUCGGGGCAGUCUGUGGCAUCCUGCUCAAGGCUUCCAGACUUAACUGGGCAUACUGGGACUCACCUCAUUCAGCCUCCAAUAGGAUGAAGGGCCGUUGUCUUUCCAGGGAGGGAAUGGGAUCAGGCUGCUCUACUGUGUGUUGUUACUGAUCAUGGCCUCAGGCUUAAGGGCAUGAGUGUCUUGAUCCUUCUGGGAGAGUUACGUGCAAUCUGGAUGGAAGGUGAGAGAGAUCUUGCCAGUUAGCUGAAGAAUUAAGAGUGGGACUCCACAUACACCCAUUGGAUAUCUUGUACCUUCUUUCCCCCUUCUUCAAAGCAAUAUCUGGGUAAUGAAGGCAGAUCAGUGUGAAUCAGGACUUCUGCAGAGACAUCUCUUGGAGCUGGGAAUUUACACAUUAUCUUGUAAAAGCUUUUAAGCACUUCCAGUGUUCAGUGAUAUUUCUGUCUAUUGCUCAGAAAUGCCAUGAAGGCACCUCUGGAGCCUGAGGCUAUUCCAAGAAAGCUAAGAGGGUUUAGAAAAGAUAGGAUGAAGGCUUUUCAAAGCACAAAGAAUGUUAAUUUUUCCAGUAAUAUCUGGGUUUGUUUUCCCACUUUAUCUCUGCCUUCCCCCACUGCUACAGAAAUUCUUCUAGUUGCUGAUGGUUACUUUGUUUUGCUCUGCUUUAAUUAAAACUCAUGUAAUUAAGUGGAGCUUUUUAUCACCAUAGGUGAAAUGGUCUUUUGCAUCUAGCAUGGAAGAACAAGCAUUUUGUGUGUCAUUCCAAAGUCUGGGCAGUGUUGCACUCUAUAAGCCCAGUUCAGAUAAAUUGCUCUGCAAGUCAAAGCAACCAUGAGGAAAAGUUAGAUAGUACUGUAGAUUUCAGACCCCUCAAGCCUCUCCUGGGUUUUGAAACUGGAAAUGUUCUUUUCAGUCUUAUUAUAUAGUUGUUUUGAAAUCACUGAAUGUCAUGUGUGUUGUAUUUAAAGAAGAAGAGCCAAGCUUUUCCUCCCUUGCUUCUCAACAAGAGCCUGUUAAAGAAUGCUCCUUAGGCAUUUGUGCCAUUUCCAGAAUGAAUAGGCAAGACUUGUAAAAGGCAAGUAAGGUGGGCUGGAUUUUCCCCCAAAAAACUUAUGAUGGUUUAAGGAUGUCACACCUUAUUCCUUGAAAAAGUCAGUCCCACUUUUGGUUCAACUGUGAUUAUCCAAAUGUCAUUUAUCUGACAUUCUCUGAUAACCAAAAGAGAUCCCAGAAGUCAAGCAAACAGACUAAAGAAAAACUCCCUUGGGAACAUUAGUCUGGGUUACCUAAACCUCUUCCCUGUCCUAAGGCAGAUCUGUUGGUACUGUUGCACCUUUUAGGGGAACACAUUCGCUCCCAAGAGAGGGAACAAAGCAGGAGUAUUUAUUUCAUGAGCACUUGACAGACAGUGGGCAGGAAAGGUAGGCUCAGAACGUGCCUGGUUUGGGAUGUGGCUUUGUUUGACCCCCAGGGCAGGGGCUGUGCUCUGGGGAACACUGAGCCCCUGGGUCACCAGGGAUUUACUGCUCCUGAGCCCUGUAAAUGUCCAGGAGGUGUUGCCAGGUGGGUCUAUCCCCUUGACUGGUUUGCUCAGCUUCUACGAGCACUCUGACUUUGUGCUGAAUUGUAGCUUCUGAUUUUAUUAUUUUGGGAAUUCUCAGGGUGAAAUCAUAGGACUUGGCUCUAGGAAAAGCUGUUUGUUGUUGCUUUUUUUUUUUUUUAAUUCUUAUGUUAUUUUUUUUUCCUAAAAAAAAAUCUCAUCUUGUUAAGAGAAGAAAACUUGUAAGUAGCUUGUUUUAUCAUUCAAAUCUCGUCACAUGGGGCCUGUUUUGGAGCUAGGGGUGGGUCUCAAGCUGUGAAUAUGGAGUACAGGAUCACUGCAGUCUGUAGGCCUGAGGGCUAAGCAGAGCAUGGCAGCAGGGGGCAGCAGGGCAGACACACCUGUGCAAUGCAAAGGGCUCCCGUCGACCUUCAUGGGAUGAACUCAGUGUGUCGCUCUGAAGAAGGAAUGAAGUCUAACAUCAUCACCAGUCAGCAAUAGCUUUGUGCCAUAUGAUUACUUUUUAAUCCUUGACUGUUCUAGACGUUGCACGUGCACAUUUUGACUAGCAAAUUACCUGGCUGCUUGUUUGUACGUCCUUUUAGCAGUCCCUGCACAAGCUGCUGUUCUCCUCUUUGUGAGGUUUUGUUGCUGCAAAUGUUUCCGUGUUUGCCUACACAGUUGCUGUUGGUAGAGUGGGUUUUUUUUCGGUUGCAUUUGGUCUGUUUGUUUGUUUGGAUGUUUGGAAUUUUUGCUUUUGUUCAAAUGCUUGUUUUACCUGUCGCCGAAAUAGCUGGUCCUUUUUCGGAGUUAGAUGUUUGUACAUUUUCUUAUAGACUUUCCAAUGAAAAAAAAAAAUAUUAUAUUUUCUAUUAAUUUAUUACAGUGGCACUAAGACAACAAAAUUGCGGACAUAUGAAGCAUUUUUACUGGAGUUUAGCAUUGUCCAGGUUGUUAAGGAGGUCAGCAGUAUGUCUUUUCUGGUAAUCUGCUUUGCACUUGGAGGAUCUCUGUGUCCACAGACCGUGGUGAUGCAUUGACUGGUUUAUCAUGACAAGAGCUCUUGGGACGCUGGUUCCAACAGAUUGUGGCUUACAACUGAAUUAACAUGUAGUUGAUUGAAGUACACAAUGUUUAUAAAAAUAAAUAUUCAGUGCAGAUUUCCUAUUUUA